This is a messenger RNA of Triticum dicoccoides, 1067 nucleotides long. RefSeq lists its product as uncharacterized. The coding region runs from base 372 to 860 and encodes 162 amino acids. Gene Ontology annotation, cellular component: RNA polymerase III complex. The record is from RefSeq and is a predicted model, not a curated record. Lineage: Eukaryota; Viridiplantae; Streptophyta; Magnoliopsida; Poales; Poaceae. Gene Ontology annotation, molecular function: nucleotide binding. Gene Ontology annotation, biological process: transcription initiation at RNA polymerase III promoter. The transcript is spliced from 4 exons.
UUCCUCGUGUCGUCUCCUUCCAAGCGAAUUUUGCUAACCUAGCCCAGCCCUCUUUCGGUCGCACACCUCCGCCGCCAACCUCCAGCUCCGGCUCGCGAGACACCGCCACCACCCUCCCGCUAACCAGCCACAGCCUCCCCAACGCCCCUGAGCGCGCCGCCACCCUGCGUCCCCUGACCAUCGCGCCGUUGUUCUCCGACCUCCCUGCCAGUCGCCGCCGUCGCCGCCCUGACCAAGACCACGACGCCGCCGCCCCUUAGCACGCGGAGCGAGACAUUCGUCGGUCGAAUUUGCGCCGCCCCAGUCCAGUCCAGCUCCAAUACUGCAUCGGUCUAUCUAUUGUGCUCCCGUCCCCCCUGGCAGUGGCGACGAUGAAGAUUGAGAAAGCAAAUGCAGGGCAUCUCACCAACUUCGAAGUUCUCGACUUCUUACGGAAAAGAGGUGCAAAAACUGAUCCCAUGGGAUGUUUGGGGGCCGUUGCUGCAUCAGAGUGUAAGGUAUACGAGUACCUCCUGAAAACUCCUGCUUGCAAUCAGACAAGGGAAUCAGUUACUGAAUUUGCAAGCAGAUGUGAGGGUUUCAAGCUUACCAAUGCUGACAAGCAAAACAUUAUCAAUUGGAGGCCAACCUCAGCAGCUGAUGUUUAUGCGAUGGUAGAGGAGUGUGGGAAGAGAUUUUGCAAGGACGAGCGAGGAUUGCCGCAGGAUGAAGAGGACCGUGCCAAGGAACUUGUGGCUCUUGUAAACGAGAUUUUUCCAGCACCGCCUGCAAAGCCAGAGGAUGAAGUGGAUGCGAAGCCAGAGGAUGAAGUGGAUGUGAAGCCAGAGGAUGUAGUGGAUGUGGAUAUGAAGGACAGCUGAAAGGGUUUAGUUCUGCUAUAUAUAUAAACGGUUUGAUUCUUGACGAGGGAUACAGACUUUUCGGAUCGACCUGUAGCUUAUCUAUGCAUCUGCAUACAUGUUCUGGGUAACUGCUCGCGGUGGCAGAAGGCCAAUAUUGUUUGAGGCAUCAAUGUCAGAAACAACAAAUUGACCUAUGAGCUUCAAUCGCAGUUUUGAGGUUCUCUU